Molecule: messenger RNA, 1459 nt
Organism: Rhodofomes roseus
Lineage: Eukaryota; Fungi; Basidiomycota; Agaricomycetes; Polyporales; Fomitopsidaceae
Product: replication fork protection component Swi3-domain-containing protein
Exons: 3
Coding region: 40-1314 (424 amino acids)
Biological process (GO): DNA replication checkpoint signaling; replication fork arrest; DNA damage response
Cellular component (GO): replication fork protection complex; nucleus
Molecular function (GO): DNA binding
Source: RefSeq, a predicted model, not a curated record
CGAACUAGCAAUUGUACACGCCAACAGACGCCAACGGCCAUGUCUUCCACUGCUCUCGAUGAUAUCUGGAAUGAGCCUUUAGACGAGCCCCCGCAUCGGGCACCGUCCCCUAUUGACCUCACCACAGACGACCAGUCGCCUCGCCCUCCCAAAAGACCACGUUCGUCGCUAUUCCUCGACUCUGGCUCCGAGGAUGAGGACCCUCCUCCGCCUGCACGGAAGUCAGUCCCACCAAGCACGGAGAAGUCGGAGAUUGACGCAAUGUUUGACAACCUUGAUGCGGAGCCAGACGCGUUUGACGGUGACCUUCCUCCUGCGCUUGACCUCGACGCGUUGAGGAAGCAGGAGGACGCGAAGAACGAGAAGAUAUACAAGAAGCCGUCUGCGCUGGACCUUGAUGUGCCCGAUACUAGUGGGACUGCAGGAGGAGAGGGAAGGAGUAGAGGUAGCGGGAAGGAGAAACAGCCAAGGAAGCCCCUCCCGAAGUUGGACGAAGCGAGGGUGCUUGGGCCUGACGGUUUCCCCGCUCUGCUGAAACACGCGAAGACCUUCAGGCCCAAAGGGAAAGGCCACGAGGCGGCGGAUUUGAAUCGACUACUUCAGGUUUACCACUACUGGACACACAAGAUGCAUCCUAAGACUCCGUUUCGCGAGACGGUUAAACGCGUCGAGAAGCUGUGUCAUUCAAAGCGGAUGCAUGUUGCGCUGACCGUCUGGCGCGACGAACACAAGGGCAUCAACAGAGAUCGCAAGAUCGACCCCGACUUGGACGAGAGUAGUGAUGACGAAGAGGCGAGCAACCUUAAACUCGGCGCAAAUGACCCUCGAGAUAGCAACGAAGUUCGAGACGAUGAUGAUGUACAUGACGGAGAGCGUGCAUCCUCGCACCCGCCUUCCCACCCUCCAUCCUCUGAACCCCCCUCCUCUGACGGGUUCGCUGACUUCGACCUGGACGCGAUGAUACGCGAGGAAGAAGAGAGACAAGCUGCCGAAGCCAACGCUGGGCGCAUUGGGCCCGUCGGCACCAGUGCUCCUCAGUCCAAGCCUGCGGUCCGGGACGAGGACGAAGCGAUGUGGGACGCUUUCGAUGACGACGUCCCUCACAAUCCUGGUACCUCUACAACACCAUACGCGACCAUACCAACGAACCCGGAUCCAGAUGAGGACGAAGACAUGUGGGAUGUCAUCAGGGAGAUGGAAGCCGCAGAGUCGAGCAAGGCCAGUGCGCCAUCCGAGACCUCCGGGCCUGCUAAGGCGAGUAGUAGCUCACAACCUGCCACGAAUGACGAGGGUUGGGAUGAGAUGUAUGCGUAACAUAUCUCUAGCGUAGAGACAUACUACGUUAGUGCGGGACUAGUACCUAGUUGAUUGGAGGCGCGGGUCUGUUGUUAUCUGGCAGCCUGCAGACGUCAAGUCACUUUGCCGGAGUGGUUAACGGGAUCGCCUGCUAUAUUUAGCU